GAGCUGGGGACUGGCGGCGGCGGCCGUGGCCACUCCAAACCCGCCGCCGUCCCGCCCAGCAUGAGCAGCGUCGGCGGGCGCACGGGCGCCCGCGUGGCUGUGAAGAUGGAGGUGGCACCUUACUACGGCGAAGAAGGUUUGGAGCUGCUCCCGGACUUCGUGCAGCUGCCGGGCUUCGGUGGCGGGCCCGUACCCGGAGGACCGACGGGACUUGAACCGCCUGAGGAAAGCGGGGUGGUUCAACAACGCAAGUUGCUUCUCGUAGGGAAGCCGCCGCCGCCGCCGCCUCCUCCUCCUCGGGAUUUGGGGGCGGCCUCCUCGGGUAAUGCCACCUUGCCCCCGGCCGGGCCGUUCUUGCGCCCCCGCGGCGGCACCAGCAGCGCCGUGCACCGCCUCAUUCAGGAGACCACCGUCGGCGCCGGCCCUGAGGUGGGCCCAGCCGUUUUGCAGCCUUUGCUGAAGCUGCCGGCGGCCGCCGACUUGGAACAAUUGCUGAUCCAAGCGGGGAGCCCGGGCCUCGCCGGCCCCUCCAGCCCCACCGGCGGAGGGGCCUCGGUGGCGACGGCCGGCGGGGCGCCUUUCUUGUACCGCUCUCCGCAAUCCUCGGCUCCGCCGCAGGCGGUGACGCAGGAACAGGAGGGCUUCGCCGACGGCUUCGUGAAAGCUCUGGCCGAUUUGCACAAACAGAACCAGUUGCUCGGAGUGUCCCCGGCGCCUCUCUCGCCUACCCAGCACCCGGGAGGGCCCUGCUGCCCGACGUCCAGGCAGGAUCCCCCCGCCGUCUACACCACCUUAGGCAACUUCAACCCGGCCAGCCCAUCGGCCGGCGGCGCUUUUUUCAAUCCCCAGACUGUGGCUCGUUUGCCCGCGCCCGGCUCGACCGGCAGGGCUUUGGAAGAGCCGCAGACUGUGCCGGAAGCGCCUGUAAUAGUGUCAGCUCCGCCGCCGCCGCCGCCGCCGCUGCCUCUUUCGGGGCUUUCGUCCGGGGAGUCUCCUCCGCCGCCUUCCUCCUUAUCCCCGCUGGACGCAGAGAGCCAAGAGCGCCUGAAAGCCGAGCGCAAAAGACUGCGCAACCGGAUCGCGGCUUCCAAGUGCCGCCGGCGCAAGCUGGAGCGCAUCGCCCGCUUGGAGGAGAAAGUCAAAGCGCUCAAAGGCCAAAACGCCGAGUUGGCCGCCACCGCCAGUCUCCUCCGCGCCCAGGUCACCCAGCUGCAAGGUCGAGUCCGGAGCCACCUCUCCAGUGGCUGUCACAUCAACGCCAAUGCCGCCGCAGCAGCAGCCCCCGCGCAGACCUUGGCAGUGGGUGGUCAGCCCCCCGGCAGGGAGGCACCCACAGAGCCGGAGACCAGUGCUUGCUGAAAGCGUGUGAUCCCUCCCCGAACAAGGAGAGACCCAGCCUGUGCCCAACUUUGUCAUGCAUGCAUGGCAGAAAGGGGAUUAAACCUUGAUCAUCAUGGUCUUGGGAAGGGCCAUGGAAGCCCUGCCUUCCGUUUUCACAUCCUUUGGCUUCUGCAGAGUUCCUCAUUCAUCUGAAAAGCUGAAGUAGACAAGGAAAGGUUCCGCUUCUGCGAGACCAUGCAGGUAUCUUAACCAGUUUCUAAUAGAAGUCGGAAGAGCCAGAGAAGAACUUGGUGUAAUGGCAGAGAGAGAAAUAUGCCACAAAGAAUAUCCCAUGGAGCAGUGUAGGACUUCACAGUGUUAGCCUUUCUAGAAACAACUUCUUAAAAGUAACAACUGUCAUCCUUAACUAAAGAUUGGCAGUUUCAAGCAUCUCCAGCAACUAGGAGGUUUCCUGCCAGCCACCUAAGUAAUGAAAGUAAUACUGAAAUUGGUAAUAACCAGCUGGAAGUAAUGCUGUUGUGUUCUUUCCAAGAGCACCAAACAGAACCCUUCAGAGGGAAAGAGGAAAAUGUCAAGCUUCUCCAGUUGAAGCCCCUCUGACCACCUUCAGCCUGUGAAGAAGUCUGGGGCUGGGUUCUUUCUUGGUCUUCUGAAAGCUCCAGCUUAUUUUUCUAGCUUUCUUGCCCUGCUUAAAAUGAAGAACCAGAGCUUUGCUGACUAGAUGUAAAAAUAUGUCUUGUUGCUGGAAAUCCAAAAGUCUCUUCAAAGAUCAUGCCUGUGGACAAAAGUUAUCUUUGUGGAAGACUUUUAUAUGUUCUAAAGAUUCUUAAAUUUUAUUUUUAUUCUGUGGUUGAAGGUCACUGAGUGUAACAUGUAUUAGCAUUUCUGCAAAAAGAAAGAAAAAAGUUACCAGGGAUGGUUAAAGACACUCCAGUAUGUUUUGCUGAAGGUGUAUUUACAGCUUUCUAAUGAACAGUGUGGAUUUUCUAAGAUGGGAUAUUAAGGGAAUAGUAAUAUGUUUGUAUACCAUGGAUAUUGCUAGUUAUUUCAGUAGAUAAAUCAUAUUUUUAAGAAAGAGCAGCUCUAGAAUUUGGCAGUGGAUAGAGUUGUGAAAUGUUUUUCAACAUUUAGAAGAUUUGUGCAAAGUUAAGUGAAUUUUGUGUACAGACUUAUUUGUUAUUUUCUUGCUGUAGAGGUUCUCUAGAUUUGCUAAACGCUUGAGAGACACUAAAUUUAUAUGUUUAGGAAGUACUGUGGAGUAUGUGGCUGGACAAUUUUUCUUGAUGAACAGAAGAAAGCAGUCACAUAAUUUGUCGCUAUGAAAAUGUUGACAUUCAAGCUAAUUUCACAUUUUUGAUCCUGGAGAUUUAGCCUACUAUGCCACAUAAAAUAUUUAUUUAAAAAGCAGAUUUUAAGAAAAUGUUUUUCACCCUUAGAUCUAUGAGCUCUAUAUUAUUUCUUGUGCCAGCACAAAGUUGGGGUAUGGGUGCACUUAUUUAUUAAAACCAUAGGAUAUCUGUUUAUUUUUAUAACAUGCAAGGGGAUAAAAGAAAUCGUUUUGAAGAAAAAUAUCAAAUGUUUUCUUUUUUACAGUAAACAUUCCAGCUGUACUUGUUCUCGGUAUGAUCACAACUAUAGAGCUAUACAGAGAAAAAAAUUGGAUUUUUUAAAAAAAAGAUAAAUCAGUUAAUUCAACUAUGUUUUGAAUAAUUCAUGGAAAAAAAUUAAUAGAAAUGUAGAUAGUCAUAUAUUUUUAGAAGAACUAUGUAUAAGCUAUUUUACUUUAUCCAAAAUGUAAAAAAUGUUGUUCUCAGGAUGGGAGGUGGAAAGUAAAUUUAUAAGCUGAGUUUGAAAGGUUUAUUGAGUUUUAUUUUAAAAUGGGAUCAGAAAUAAGCAUUGUUUCUUGCUUGUUUUUUUAAGGGUUUUGAUGGUUUUAUUAGUAUUUUGUCAAUUUUAUUAGUAACUCUGCCAAACUGUUUAUCAUAGAUGACAGCCCUAUCUACCAAAAUAUUUCAUUGUAUAAGUUCAGAGAAUAGUUUUUACCCUUCUCCAAAUGCAGUUUUUUUAUGUCCUGUGAUUUUAUUUUCUGUUUCAGCUAUAACUUUCCAUGCAGUAAAAACCCUUGCCUAGAUAUUUACCUGGAAAUAGUGUCAAAAAGAUAGUAGGGCACAGUUGAUUUUUCUUUCAUGCAGCAGUAUUGACAUAACCUGCUUGAUUGACAGGUUGAUAUUUAUCCUAGGCUUAGAUGGAUACCUAUGAGGGAGUCAGAUUUUCAGAAAAAAAUAGCAAUUAAGAGCUUUUGACUUGGAAUCCUAUCACUGCAAGUGUGAAAUAAUCUAUCUUGGCAUUUUAGGAGUAGAGUGAAAACUAGUGAUGGAAACCUACAUUACUUUGAUUAAACCAUCUUGUACUGAUUGACAAAGAUACUUUAAUAAUAUAUUCUUUAACUUUUCCCCGUGUGAUCAUUUUUUUCUUGUUUGGAAUGCAAAUCUAUACUAGUAUUUUCACAGUCAUCAGUAUGAAUAAUUUUCUUUCCAAUUUUGUUAACAGUUCAAAAUCAGAUCUUUUCAAAUGUUCUCUAGAAGUUGUAAUACUGAAAUAGAAGAAUUUCUCAGGUAAAUUCUGUACUGAAAUAUUGCAUUUUGGAAAAGGAGCUUAGAGAAAUCAUUAUUCCUACUUCAAAAACAGCAUCCUAUUUCUUAAUUUCUUCAAAAAAAGACGGAUCAUAACUGAAGCUGCUUUGAUCUUGGCACUCAGAUCAUUUAUUGUCUUGUUAAUGUUGUAUGUAUGUUGUAACAGUUUUUGCCAAAAACAUGGUGUGCUUGAAAUAUUUGCAGUAUUCUAAAUUGUUUGCCUUUUUCUAGCCUAUUUGGCAAAUAUUGCCAAUGUAUGCAGUUUUUGAAGCUUUUUUCUGUGAGAAUUUCUCUGAAUACAAUGUAUUUUGGACACAAUUUCCGGAUGUCAUAUUUUUAAUAUUGUAUUUUUUUUUCAUGUACUAACCAAUCUACCAGUGUCUUUGAAAUCCUGUUUACAUGCUGCAUCAUUUGUUGGUUGACUAUCCAUUAUUGCUGAUGAACUGGGAACAUACUUAUUCCCAAGGGAAGAAAUUUCAUCCUUAUGCAAAUGUCACCCUUAUGUUUGCCUCAUCUGUUCUGAUUAAUGUGGUUGUUGUUGUUGUUGUUGUUUUGCAUGUGCCUCUGAACUACUAUUAGAGAUUUGUUUUUAUACACUUUGUCUCUUGCACUUUAAGUAAUUAUAAAAGCAACCCAUUUCCCCAAAUUCUAGAUUAAAUAGUACUCACCUGUCUUAAGAAUUCAUUAGACAAAUAUCCCAUUCUAAUAUUGUUGAUGGUUCAGAUGAUAUCCAUUGUUGAAACUGACGUAAAAUCUCAUUACAAGGAAAAAAAAUGCCUUCGGGGAUUUGAAAUCUUAUCCUUGAGUUUUAACAAGAAGAGUUGUUUGGCAGCUGGUUUUCUUUGUGCACUUCCCCAGUUCAUGUGAACACUCAGGUGAUUGUGUGGCUAAAAAGGCUGACUAAUUUUGUUGCUAACUUGGUGAGGGAUGAUGUAUCACGACUCUUUUCCAACGGUUCUUUUUUAACUUACCAAUGGAAUCAUUUUGGGUUCUAUUUUGGAAUGCUUGUCAUUGAUAGAAAUGUACAUUCGGGUGUGGACUUACACUGAAAACACCACUCAUUAUUAUAGGUUUUGUAGGGAUUGAUGUAAAACACUGCAUGUUUUCACAGCAGGAUUUUUAUUCAUUGUAAGAAAAUCGUUGUUGGCUUUAUGAGAACUCCACUGUUAGCCUGAAAAUUUUGACUGAAUGAUUUUUUUUUCCCAUUAGAAAUGUUAGUGGGCCAUUGGCUUUAAUUAUGAAAGUGUAUUUUUUCCUGGAGGUUGUAGAACGUUUAUUAGUAUUAAAUGUAUUAGGAUUAAAAGACAUUAGGGCAAGUGUCAAGCAAAUUCAUAUAUGUUUAAACCCCAUGAUUUUAGUCAAAGGAUCUUUUUAAAUUUGCCAUGGAAAUCACUGCAAUAUAAAAGUGCUUAAAAUUUGCUGGAGCAUUGCUUAGCUUUUUAUAUUGCUGCCAGAAAGUAUUUUAAUAAUAUGUAUCUGGAACAGAAGGAUGUAAAAAAAUCAAACAUAGUCCUGGUGCAUAUUACUGUAAUUUCUUGUUUUCUGUUGCAAAGCUGAAUCUGUUUGAGUAUGACAAUAUUUCUAUUGCUCAAUAAACUUCAAAGUGAUUUUCUGCUGUGUUAAUUGUUGUCAGUAUUUCCCCACUGUUGAGCAGUUGUACUGUAAAUAAACACCUGCUCCUUUGAUCAGAGGUAUUUAACUUGAUAACUAGCUGUAAUUUUUGCAGUCAGACAUUCAGAUGCAAUCAUAUAAUUUUUGUCUCUUGCAUUUUUAAGUGUAUUGUUUUUUUAAAAAAAUAGUAUAAUUUUAGGUUUAAGACUGUUUCUAUGCAUGAUCAGUUCUAAAAAUGCUUAUUUAGUAAUUCUGUGGAGGGCAGAAUUAGUUUUGUAGAUAUGAAAGAUUUGGGGCAAGGGAAGUUUAUAUAAUAGUUAAUCAACCUGUCUUAUGCAUGAUGUCUUCAGGCAAUUUGUUCAGAUGAGCUUGAGUUAUAUUUUCCUUUUUGGAAGCAAUACUCAAGUUGUCUAAGAAUCUGCUAGGUGGGGUGUGAGUAAUCCCUCUUAGAUAAUGCAUAGUUUUAACCUUUUGUGUAGUUUGAAACAUUAACUGGAAACUUACAUGAUAGAUGCCUGUUAUAUUAGAUAAUGCAGUUAUUAUAUGGACAAUAUUUAAAAUGUCUCCAUCAGGAGUAUGUCUACUGAGAUUGGAGUAGUAGAAAUUUGUAGUACCCUCGUAACCUUUUUUAUUGAUGCUAAUUCAGUAUGGCUUCCAGAGGGUUCCUGAUUUAAUAAUGAAUUCCUGGAUUAUCUCAUGAUACCUUUACUGCUUUGAAACAAAUCAAAGCCAAUGGUUUAAAAUAAAAAGCAGAUACCUAUGUUUCUCUAAGAAAAGCAUAAAUCUGAUAUUUUAAACCUUUUUCUUCCAAACAUAGCAUUUCCAUAUAACAUUCAGGAAGAUGGUAUGCAUAGGAUUACACCUUUUAAAGGUCUCCAGCUCCAUGAUUCCCAUUUUUGACUUACUAGUCUUCACUGAUUGAUUAGUACACAUUAUUAUGUCACAGAGUCCCAUACAGGAAAGAAUUCUGAAACUCCUUGGGUGAAGUAAUAUGUCAUUAAAAAAACCCAUAGUUGACCAGUCUCAAGAAGAGACCUACUUAUUAACCUAUAACGCGCAUGUCUCUUUCUGAAAUUUGAUACAAAUGAGCUGUUUUUCUUGCUUAGGAGCAAGAAAAGUCAUGUUUUUAGAAGAAUAAGGUAAUCCAACCAUCUGAGAAGUGAAAAAGUAUGUGCAUAUAUGUGUUUAAGAAUACACAUCAUGAGUUGAAUUUGGAGUUAAUUAUACUUCAUGCUCAGACCUAUGAAGUCAGUGGGAUUUUAGGUAGUUUAGUAGUAAGUGCGGUUAAAUAUUUAUCCAGCAUAGACAUUAACAUUUAAUCUCGCAAAGCUACCUUUUUAUAUUAGAGACAUAUAUAAUUGAUUUAUUUUUAUAAUGAAGACAUACCUUGAAUUGGGACUGACUUCCAAUUCAGUCUCAAUUCAGACUUAGCUAUGAUCAAAGUAAUUCCCCGAGGUAGAAAGAGUUUUGACAAGAUUGGGAUUGUCUUUUUGGGGUUCUGCUUAAAAAUAACUUAAUAGUUUUGACUUUUGGAUGGUUUUCUAGAAGCAGAAUUUUCUGUAAUCUAGUUUUGAAUAUCUAGAAUUAGAUUAAUGGAGGUAGAUUGAACUCAAAGCUGGUUCACACAAGUAGAAUGUAAUGGGGUCAAAGAAGAAAAAAACAGGAUGUGUGUCUAUAUGAAAUUAAACCCAUCACCAAUCACCUUAAGCAAUUUUGUAGUUGCUUAAAAUUUGGAGUGGGGUUUUGAUUUCAUUCUGAAAAUAAAUACCAGCAUCCCAAUACCAGCAUCCCAAACAAGCAUCCCUUGUUUUCUUAUUGAAUUCUACCCCUCUCAGAUACGACAGUACUGCCUAUGGCCUCACAGUCUAUCUGAAGCCACCAUAAUUACAAAUAUAUUCAAAUGAAGUAUUUGAAAUAGUACCAAAUAAUGCCAUUUUAAAUGAUAAGAAAUCAUAGGAAAGGAGCAUUCCUGUGCCUUUAAAACAAGCAUGCAAGUUAAGCCUUUCAUAUCUUGCUAGUGUACCACUUAGUUUCAGAGCUAAGAAUGAUACAGGGUUUGUUGUUGUACAGUUUUUGAAAUAUUAUCUGAAGGCAGAAAGUUGUGCCAUGAUCGUACUGCAGACAACAGACCAAAAACACUAACUGCAGGAUAUGAUCAUAUGGUGAAGGAGGUAAAUGGACUUGUCUGAUUCUGUUGUCUCUUAAUUGCUUAGCAGUUAACAUUUGUGAUAUGGUGGCAGCUAAGCAUUGUAAAAAAAAAAACCAUGGCCUUAUUAAAGAAAUGGUUAAGGGAGAUGGUCCUUUCAGAGACAGUUGCAAGACUGAGAAUCAAAAUAAAUGGAUCCCCUUAGCAAGAGGAUAUAAAGCUUGAAGGGAAAUUGAUCUCUCCAGACUUCUGUAUUGGAACCACUGGUUCUUAAUUUCAUAAAUGAUCUGAAGUUAGAGAUGACAGUGAAUGCUGAGGAUACCAAAAUCUUUAGUGUUUUGCUCAAACAAACAGUACAAAAAAAAAACAAAAACCCCGAACAGCAAAGCAUUCCAAAAAGCUUUUUCCAAAUGGGCACUGAAAUAGCACAUUCCAUUAAAUGUAGGCAACUUUACAGCAAUGCACACGUACACGCACGCACACACACACACAUACAUUCCAACUGCACAUACAUUUGAGCUGAUGACUAAUAAGGAAAGAUAUCUUAGGGUUGUGAUAGCUCACUGAAAAUCUUGGCAGUUUGCAGUUUUCAUCAAAAGAGCCAAUUCUGUGUUGGUGGUGGAAAUAAGAAAAUCAUAUAUAAAACUGCCAGUGUCAUAAUGCCUUUUACAAAUUUUAUGGUGUAACCACUGGGCACAGUUCUGGAUAAUACACUGGAAAUAAUUUUUGGCUCCUUCUCUGAAAUAAUUUACCACUAUUUCAGAAUUAGCUAUUUUUUUAAAUAACUUUUUUUCUUUAAUCUGGCAUUCUUCUGUUCUUGCUCCGCUUUUGUUUCCUACAGUAGCCUGACAGAUGAAUUAAAGAGAUAUAUUGAAUAUAUAUUCUACAGGUGUAUUUUGUACUGUCAGAAGCGUGUUGGCUUUAUUUGACAAAUAUCAUACUGUAUUGCUUAUUAUAUAUGUAUAUUGUACUUCUAGAUGGCAUUCGGAUGUGUCAAGUUUUUGAGAUGUAGAGAGGGAAGAUGCAUUUAUGAAGGCUGAUGUUCUGGGAACAUGUUCAGAACCAAACUAGAAAGCGGUUCCAGUUACUGCUUUGCAACGAGAGUCUUCAGAUCUAAGGCUCAAGGACUGGUAUAUGGCCAAUAGUUGCAAACAAAAUCUCCGGUUUAGUAGAAGAAACGGGUGGGAGUUGCAGAACAGUACUUAAUACAGAAUACAGUAUACAGUACUUGUCUGUAGAGAAGUACGCUUUAUUUAAUUCAUAGUGACUUUCUUCAAGUAAGUGCACUGGAUUGUGAACUCACAUGUUAAUAGUGAAGUCCUCAUUCACAAUUUCCAGCUUUGGUUUGCUUUUAUGGAAUUGAAACAUUUGCAUGGAAUGAAACAUAAAAUACAGGACAGUAAAAAUGCAUUCAGGUCAUGUAUUUUUUUUCAUAACGUUCAUAAUGUGUAGAACUAAAAGGUGUUUAAUUAUUAUUGACACAUCUUUUUAAAGUAACACAUAAUUCUACUUGAUUAAGUGUGUAUCUUGCUUUAGUGUAGUGAGUGAUUGAGGAAAUAAAAGUGCUACACCUUUUCAUUGACUGGUGAUUUAAAUCCAUGUUUACAAGAAUACUCCAAAUUUAUACUGCCAAGGAGCAGUUAGCUUUUGUUUCCUUAUGAACUGAGUUUGUGGAUGUUUUUAUUCAGUGCAGCAGUUGGAAAUCUUGCAAUGCUAAUUUCAAACCUGCUGUUGUUGCAAAUAGUGGAUCUUUUGUCUGUGACUCCACGGGAACAGGAUUAGAUCUUCAAAUCUUUGUGUUAAGCAUUUACGACUAAAAGGCGACUUGCCUUGUAUGUCUAACCAAUAGGGCAUCUCUGCCUGUAGGGACUAAUGUGGACAUUCUCUGGUUUUUAUCACUUUCUAACCAGAAUAAUUAAUGGAGACUGAAAUGAAAAAGUGGGAGAUAAUGAGCGUUCUGGAAUGUAUAACAUUCUUGUGCUGACAUUGUUUACAUAAAAAAAAGAUUACAUUUAUGAGUUUGUAAUCUCUAAUGUGCAAUUUUGUAUAUGUUGUGUUAAAACUAUGUUUAUAAGAUACUGUAUGUAAAAAAUACUUGACGGAGUAUUUGAUAUAAACAUCAGAACAUUAAAAUGUCUUUAUAUUCAUA
This is a messenger RNA of Pantherophis guttatus, 9880 nucleotides long. The record is from RefSeq and is a predicted model, not a curated record. Lineage: Eukaryota; Metazoa; Chordata; Lepidosauria; Squamata; Colubridae.